Molecule: messenger RNA, 1542 nt
Organism: Trifolium pratense (red clover)
Lineage: Eukaryota; Viridiplantae; Streptophyta; Magnoliopsida; Fabales; Fabaceae
Product: replication factor A protein 1-like
Exons: 7
Coding region: 362-1231 (289 amino acids)
Source: RefSeq, a predicted model, not a curated record
GAUUGUACCUCAAAAUUCUCAUCAAUGGAUACAUCUCUCUCUUUCUCUAGACUCCUCUCUUCUUCCACCACCACAUCACUCUUAUCUCCCAAAACCAAAACCCUCUCUUCCAAUUUUACCCUCCCCCUCAAACUCAACCGUUUCAAAACAAAAACCUCUCCGAUUUUCCACUUCAUCCAAAAUCUCCGCCACCAUCUCCGUCGGCGACAAACUUCCCGAAUCCACCUUCUCAUACCUCGACCCCGCCGGCGAAGUCCAAACCAUAACAGUUUCCGACCUAACAAAAGGCAAAAAAGCCGUUCUCUUCGCCGUUCCAGGAGCUUUCACACCAACAUGCUCACAGAAACACUGCCAGCUUAUCAUGUGCGAUUGUUCCAGCUUAAUAGGGUGUUUUAGAUUCGUUUUUCAAAAGCUUUGCGCGCGUAAAUUGAUUCUGAUUAUGGGAAUACUAUGCGGCUUUGUUUCUAGCAAUUGGGCUGAAUCAGUCAUCCAAUUCGAUUUCGAAAUGGCAACCCAAUUUGACAUGUUGUGCGAUGUUCUUCCUGGGCAUAAUUCAUGGAAGUUCAAAGUUCGUGUCCUCCGUAUGUGGGCAAUUUCUUCUUUUAUGAAGCCUAAUGAGUUGAACUCUAUGGAAAUGGUGCUGAUAGAUGAGAAGGGAGGUAAGAUUCAUGCCUUGAUAAGGAAAGAAUUGGUUUACCUAUUCCAGAAUAAAUUAAAGGAAGGGGAAGUUUAUAAGCUAUCAAACUUUGAUGUUGUUCCAGUCGUUGGAUUUUAUCGUACAACUCUGCAUCCUUACAAAUUGAUUUUUCGAUCGAAUACCAAAGUUCAGAAUUUUGCGAGUUCUGAUAUUCCUAUUUUGGGAUUUUCUUUCACCGAUCUUGCUGAAGUGGCUAGCUACUCUGUUAACUAUGAUUACCUAAUAGAUGUCAUUGGUUUAAUCUCUGGUAUAUCAAAUGAGAGGGAGUAUAUUCGUGCUGGCAAAGUCAUCAAGAUGGUUGUGCUUGAACUUACAGACAAUAGUGGUAAAUGUGAAUGCGCGUUGUUUGGUGAUCAUGUUGAUGAGUUGCAAAGAUUAAUUGGUAAUUGUCCUUCCGGUCUCCACGUUGUUGCACUACAGUUUGCCAAAGUUAAAAUAUUUAGAGGGAAAGUUUCCAUUCAAGAUGUUAUGAAUACCACAAGGAUUUUUCUUGACCCUGAGAUUAAAGAGACAUCCGAGUUAAGAAAGGGAUAAUAAUUGUAUCAUUACUUUGUGAUCAAAUAUUCAAAUGUGCUAAAGUGAUUCAAAAAGAAGCUAAAGGAUUAAGAAUAUAUUGGUCAUCAUAUCUACGAUCAUGUGCAAGACCUCCAUUCAAGAUAAAUAUAUAUUAUGAAAUACUUUGUUUGUGAUAAAUCUCAUGUCUCUGAUGUGUUUUAUCGACAAAGUUAUUGAACCUGAUUUAUUGUCAUUAUGUUUGAUAACUUAUCAUUAGCUUCAAUGAUUUGAAAGUUUAUUUAUUUAUGCUCAUGCAACAUGUGUCUGUAGUACGGACUUUGAAUAUAAAU